This is a messenger RNA of Hevea brasiliensis (rubber tree), 863 nucleotides long. RefSeq lists its product as uncharacterized. The coding region runs from base 1 to 507 and encodes 168 amino acids. The record is from RefSeq and is a predicted model, not a curated record. The transcript is spliced from 3 exons. Lineage: Eukaryota; Viridiplantae; Streptophyta; Magnoliopsida; Malpighiales; Euphorbiaceae.
AUGGCUACACCAAGGAAGCCAAAUUGUUAUCCCCUUGUUUUGGCAGUGGUUUUUCUUUCAGGUUCUUUGUGUGUUAGAGCUGCAAAUGAGUACAUAUCAGCAGUGGGCGGUCGGAGAGAUAGUCUAAGAUUGGCAAUAGAGUCAUGGAAUCAGUGCAAUGAGAUUGGAGUGGAAGUUCCUAAUAUGGGCAACCCAAGAGCUGCAGAUUGCUUUGACAUAUAUAAAGGCUUCUCGACGGGCAGAAGUGAAAUAUUUGCAGCUAUGGAUUAUUUUCUAGCAAGAGUUAGAACUCAUGUGGAUUUGCAAUUUGAGAAGAACUGCUCUAUCUGCAGUUUGCUGCCUGACAUGUUGGUCCACAGAGUCACAAAGGAAGACAACAAACUAGGUGUUGAAGACCCUUUUCUUGGAGUGCAAUUAAGGUCCCUUUAUGAUGUAAAUCUUUAUGCUACGGAGAAGGAACUAUACUUAGGCUCUAAAUGUCAAGUUGAAGACACCCCAAAUCCAUAGCAAUUUUGGAUGAUCAUGCUAAAGAGUGGGAACAUGGACAAUUAUGCAGCCAAGUGCCCCAAAAAUGGCCAGAAAGUGCGACCUUUCGGCCCUGAUUCUGAGUUCCCUUGCUUUGGACAAGGGAGCAUGAAUCAACCAUUUAUUUAUCAUGACUAUACUACUUUGCAAGGGCCUAAUAGGACUGCUCUUAAAGGUAAAUUUUAUGGUCUAUGGGAUUUGGAUGCUGAUUUAAGAAAAGGAUUGUUGAGUAACAUUUCUUACCAUUCUGUGAGCUGGGAGAAGGAAAUUGGAAAGGGCAGUUGACUAAAAGCACUUCAAAAUUUUUAUUACAAUUAUCAGUAACAGCAAUGAACACA